UUUUAAAUUUGAGGAUUUUUUGCUUUUUGAAUUUUGAGGUUAAGUUAUAGUUGGUGGUGGUGCUUGAAAAUAGAUUUAAUUGAAAAUAAAAUUGUAUGUUGAUUAUAAUCAUAAUUAAUUUCGUGCAUAUGAAUAAAACUACAAGUAAUUAAGUUAUUAAAUUAAUGAAAAAGAAACGUGGGUUAAUCUAAUAGAAUUUAAUACAUUUUAAAACAAGAAAUAAGAAUCAUGUUUUGUCUUCGUUCAUUGGUAUCGCAUUUACGACGACCGAUUAAAAAUAAAUCUGUUUUCCUUUCACGUUUUACUUUUAAUAAUACAAAUAUUGGUCAAACUUCUUUCCGAUAUUACGGAUUAAAUGCAGAAAUUGAAGAUGAUUCGGAUGCAAUUGUCAAUGACCUGUGUAAAGGAGAUAGCAAUUUAGAAAAAAAGUUAAAAGUGCUCAUGCUGGAAGUAGAAGUCAUGCGUCAAGAUGGCCGCUGUGCACCAGACUAUAUUUCAAAAGACAAGUGGGCGCGAUUAUUGAAAAUGGAUACUAGGAAUCAAAGAAAUAAUUUCUUACUAUAUCUUUUUAAACUUGAAAAGAAAAAAGAAAAUGAAAAAGCUAGAAAAGAAGCAAGAAAGAAACAGCUGGAGGAGUCACCACUAGAAGAAUUUAGAGAGUAUCCAGACGAUCUGUUAUAUGGCAUCCAAUACCAAUCAUUGUUCUUACGCAUUCGUGAUAGCAGUAUGAAUAUGUUUGAUAAUUACAGGGCCCUCAGAUCCAUCAUUUAUGGUCAAUCUGUUGUUAUAGAUUGUUCAUAUGAAGAGCAUAUGGUAUGGAGAGAAACCCUAAAUGCUGCAAAACAGAUGACUUUUUUAUUUGGCGACAACAGAAUUCACAAGGACCCCUUCAACUUGCACAUGUGUAAUGUUAAACCAAAUGGGGAAUUUAUGAAACAGUUAAGAAAGAAUAUACCAUCACUUGAAGAGCCAUGGUUCCCUAUGAAUAUACAUUCUGAGAGCUAUUUAGAUUUAUUUCCUAAAGAGAAACUUGUGUAUUUAACACCACAUUGCAGAGAAGAACUGACUUCUUUUGACCCUGAGGCAGUGUACAUUGUUGGCUGUAUGGUUGAUAAGAUGAAUAAUGAACCUCUGUCAUUGGCAAAAGCAAAGAAAGAUGGCCUAAAAAUGGCUAAACUGCCUCUAGACAGAUACAUUGAAUGGGCACCCGGCUCAAAGAAAAAUUUGAAUAUAAAUCACAUGAUACCAAUACUUUUAGAUUUAAGACUCACAGGUGAUUGGGAGUUUGCACUGAGACAUAUUCCAAGGAGAAAACUAAUGGAAACUAAAAUAUUAGCCAUGCAAAAGAGAUUUGAUAAUACUUCCCUGAAUAGACAAGACCUGUUCAAAAGUUUCAAAAAUGUACGUAGGAAUAGUUCACUAACUAUGAAUGAAAAGAAGUUCAAAUCUAAAAGGUCACUAUAUUAUGAUGAUAUGUAAGAAAGAAUAAGAAAAUAAAAUAUUUGAAAUAUUUA
Bicyclus anynana (squinting bush brown) is the source of this 1514-nucleotide messenger RNA. It is a transcript of the gene rswl, whose product is annotated as mitochondrial ribonuclease P protein 1 homolog. Gene Ontology annotation, biological process: positive regulation of mitochondrial translation; mitochondrial tRNA 5'-end processing. The record is from RefSeq and is a predicted model, not a curated record. Gene Ontology annotation, cellular component: nucleus; mitochondrion; nucleoplasm. The coding region runs from base 229 to 1479 and encodes 416 amino acids. Lineage: Eukaryota; Metazoa; Arthropoda; Insecta; Lepidoptera; Nymphalidae. The transcript is spliced from 5 exons. Gene Ontology annotation, molecular function: tRNA binding.